Aureobasidium vineae is the source of this 807-nucleotide messenger RNA. The record is from the annotation of a GenBank genome assembly. Lineage: Eukaryota; Fungi; Ascomycota; Dothideomycetes; Dothideales; Saccotheciaceae.
AUGACCGCAUACUCAAACUGGAGCAGUGAUACCGUUGGUCCUGCUCUCAGCACAACAAACUCACUCCUAGAUACUGCGCUCGCACACCUCAAAGCCAACGACUCCAACGGACGCCUAGCACCCUUCCUUGCCAAAUUCCACUGCAAAGUCUUUGAUGCAGAAGGCUUAGCUCAACCAAUCAACCCUUUCCGCUCUUUGGCUUCCGGCAUCAUCGCACAACAAGUCUCCGGCGCCGCUGCCUCCAGCAUCAAGAACAAAUUCAUCAAGCUGUUUGCCGCAGACGCUGCAUACGAGUAUCCAGGACCGCCUGAAUUUCCUCCUCCGCAGAUGGUCAAGGAUAUGCCUAUACCAACGCUAAGGACGGCGGGAUUGAGUCAGAGAAAGGCAGAGUAUAUCCAAGGACUUGCCGAGCAGUUUUCCAACGGCACAUUGACCGCGGAAAUGCUGACCACAGCCACCGAUGCCCAAGUCAUGGAAAAACUGAUUGCAGUGCGAGGGCUGGGCAAAUGGUCGGUGGAAAUGUUUGCUUGCUUUGAUCUGAAACGCAUGGAUGUGUUUUCUACGGGAGAUUUGGGUGUUCAGUUGCAAAACCAGANNCGUGGGUUAGCAGUCUACACAGGCAAAGACGUCAACAAACUCAAAGCCAAAGGAGGAGGAAAGUGGAAGUACAUGGGCAGCGAACAGGCCAUGUUGGACGCUGCGGCAAAGUUUUCGCCGUAUCGAAGUCUGUUUAUGUGGUACAUGUGGCGGCUCAGCGAUGUGGAUCUCUCUGCCUUGCAGGACGAUAAAGUGAUUGAGGAGACUUGA